Molecule: messenger RNA, 1278 nt
Organism: Sesamum indicum (sesame)
Lineage: Eukaryota; Viridiplantae; Streptophyta; Magnoliopsida; Lamiales; Pedaliaceae
Product: ethylene-response factor C3
Biological process (GO): ethylene-activated signaling pathway; regulation of DNA-templated transcription
Molecular function (GO): DNA binding; DNA-binding transcription factor activity
Source: RefSeq, a predicted model, not a curated record
ACAUCUAUGACUUCCUUCAGCACGUCGCCCUUCUUGCUAGCUAGCUUUUCUGAUUUAUAGCGGCAUUGUCAAAUUUCGGCAUAGAACUUUCCCAUAUUAAAAUACACUAUCGUCAUUGCUGCUUCAUCAGACAAUCAUCCUAAAUGAUUAGUAUACAUCGAAUGUUCAACAUUGGAUCAUUAAAAUACAAAUUCUUCCAUAUCAUCCCGAGUAUCAUCCUUGAAGUUCGCUACUCAUGGUUUGCAACACAAGUUUCUUACAUGGUUGUCGUUGAUAAUUAAUUAGGCCUGUCCUUAGCUGUUAUACCCGAUAUAUAGAGCUGAUAAAUGCUGCUUUGCCUAAUCCAUGGUAGCGUUCGUCGACUUCAAAAUUGUAUACGGGAGUGAGUCAUCAUGGCUGUUGAGAGGCAGCAUAGCAUGUCAUCAGAAGCAAUUCUUGAGAACGUGUGGGCGAAUUUCAUUUCCAAGAACGACGCUAAUUUUACAAAGCAGGGUACGUUUGAAUCGUCUAAAUCGUGGGAAGGGUUGCCAAGCCUUGACAGAGAUGAACCGAUGGAAAUUUUAGAGAGGUUGCCUAGUUUAGGCCGAUGGAUAUCCAUGGGAGCCGAGAUGUGGGAACAGCUUCUUGAUGGAACCAUCAUUCCUUCAAACAACAGCAUGGAGAAUAUUGUCGGAUCAGAAAACAUGUCCAAGGAUUCAAUUAAAGAUGCUGAUGAUACAUCAAAAGCUGAGAAAAAGGUCAUAAAGCACUACAGGGGUGUAAGAAGGCGGCCAUGGGGUAAGUAUGCAGCAGAAAUAAGGGACUCUACAAGAAAAGGAGCAAGAAUUUGGCUUGGGACUUUUGAGACAGCCGAAGAAGCUGCCAUGGCUUAUGAUAAGGCUGCUUUAAGAAUUAGAGGCCCCAAGACACAUCUAAAUUUCCCUCUUGAACAAGUGGCUAAGGCAUUGGGAAUUUCUUGUUACGACAAUAUUUACAUGACUUCGUCAUCUAAGUACACUACUGAUCAACCUGUCGGUUCUAUUGCUACAUAUUUAAGCUGUCCUAACAUCAUUUCUGAUCAUCGAAAAAGGGUAGCACGGGAUGGGCAAGUGGAGGAGGACUCAUUUGUAGCUGAAGAACCAGCGCAGAGGAGAUCAAGGGGAAACGACGAUGUCUUAGAGUUUGAGGAUCUUGGCAGUGAAUAUUUAGAGAGUUUGUUGUACACUUUCUGAUAGAAUAUGUAGUCGUCUAACUACUUAUAUACCAUUUGCAAUAUGCCACUGGCAGAUUCAGUCUCUA